GUUCGUGAGUGUAACUUGCCGUGAGCGCGUAUCGUGGUCCACGUUAUUUCGUGACAUUACGUGAUCCGCCGGUAACGCUAGAUUCGAGAUAAACCCUCGGGAAAUUGUGAAAUUUAUCUGGGAAAUUAUCCAGACUACUCGAUUGAUACGUGAAAAUUUUAAUUUUAUUCAUCCGUGAAAAAAACUGUGAUUAAGAAAUUUGCAUAGACUCUUGAGUGAGUAAGUUUAUGCGGAUAGCGUAGUCCUCACGGAAAUUGUUGGUAGAAUGAGACUCAAACCUCAUGAGACGACAUUGAUGAAGUGGUAGAUUUUUUGGAGUGGAAUAGGUGUAUUUUGGGAGAAAUCAAUAGUUUGUCGGACUUGGACUUUUCUUCUCUGGAGGCAAAACUAAAGGCGAUUGAUUGAUUGACAGAUUGAUCAAAACUCAAUCUCAUCGACAGAAGAGGAUCAGCAAUGAUCACACAGUGAGACUCGGAACGGGUGGCUAGAGAAUUUUCCGCGGAAAAAACUGACGGAAAACCGAUGUUCGCGAGAUCGCCCGGCUUUAGACGGUAUGAAGUGGCAAUUUUCCGGUUGAGUGUUCUGUGUUUGCGCGGUGAUUUGACGGAGCUGAGCGGCCGAGUGUGAGUGAGCUGACAGCUGAAACUGACUCCAAUAUCAACUGACUUCAGCAGCAACUGACUCCAGUUUCAACUGGAGUCAACUGACAACCAUGCUGCUUCUAUCGGUUGCUGUUAUCUGCCUGCUACACGCAGUGAAAUCGCAGGAUUUGUCGCUGGCUGACUCAGAUGACAUAGAGAUGGUUGAAAGUGUGGUGGAUACAGUUGCAACACUGCCCUGUGACGUCAGUCCAACCUCUGACCCCGAAGACCUCCUGUCAGCUGUCAUCUGGUACAAGGAUGAGUCAAAUUCGCCUUUCUACAGCGUGGAUUUACGCGGCAGAGACGUGGCGUCGGGCAAGCAUUGGGCCGACGCAGCUUUGGGCGGUCGCGGACAUUACAGCGUCGAGACGCCGCGGUCCUACCUCACCCUGACCAGGGUGCAGGCCACUGAUGCUGGCAGUUAUAAGUGUAGAGUCGAUUUCGACCACUCACCCACGCGCAACUCCCUCCUCAACCUCACUGUCAUAGUGCCACCGAAGAAGCUGACAAUUCUAGAUGCAAAUGGCAGUGCACUGCAGAGCACAGUGGUAGGGCCAAUCACAGAAGGCACAAGUCUGCAGCUGAGCUGCGUCGCUAUUGAUGGUCGCCCCCCACCAAGAGUCAGCUGGUGGCGAGAUGGAGUCCUCUUGGACUCCAACGACGAGGUCCUGUCUGAACGGCGGGUGCGUAAUCUGCUGACCCUGGAGCGACUGGAGAGACGCCAUCUUGGUUCCCUGCUCACCUGUCAGGCUACCAACUCACAUCUCCUGCCUCCGCAGUCUACUACGCUCUCUGUCGACCUAUACUUGAGACCUCUGGAGGUUCGACUUCUUGGAGAGAACGAGGCCCUGAGUGCCGGGGUCUCAUCACGACAUCUCCUGUCGAACUUCAGGGUCCCGGCCCCCACCUCUAGUCACCUGGUGGAAAGGGGGGAAACGUAUCACUACCAAUAUUCGUGAAACUAGUAGCAGCGACGGUAACGUUACCACUAGCAUCCUGACGCUAACUCCGACAGUAGAAGAUGCUGGCUCCACUCUAGCCUGCAGAGCGACCAACACUCACCUCCCAGCUACUAUCAUAGAGGACUC
This is a messenger RNA of Nilaparvata lugens (brown planthopper), 1729 nucleotides long. RefSeq names its product hemicentin-2-like. The coding region runs from base 713 to 1600 and encodes 295 amino acids. The transcript has 9 exons. The record is from RefSeq and is a predicted model, not a curated record. NCBI's taxonomy places the organism in Eukaryota, Metazoa, Arthropoda, Insecta, Hemiptera, Delphacidae.